This is a messenger RNA of Grus americana (Whooping crane), 4501 nucleotides long. RefSeq names its product prolylcarboxypeptidase (gene PRCP). NCBI's taxonomy places the organism in Eukaryota, Metazoa, Chordata, Aves, Gruiformes, Gruidae. Gene Ontology annotation, biological process: proteolysis; biosynthetic process; angiogenesis involved in wound healing. The coding region runs from base 139 to 1578 and encodes 479 amino acids. The transcript is spliced from 9 exons. Gene Ontology annotation, molecular function: iron ion binding; serine-type exopeptidase activity; dipeptidyl-peptidase activity. The record is from RefSeq and is a predicted model, not a curated record.
CCCGCGCGGCACCGCCCCCUCCGCUGGGUCCCACCGCCCGUCGCUCCCCGCGGGGCCGGCUCAGGGCAGCCCGCGGGCGGGUGGAGCGGGGCCGCUAUAAAGCGGUGGGGCGGCGGGCGGCCUCCGCUCCUCUUGGCGAUGUUGCGGCUUCUCUUGUUUCUCCUGCUGCUCGGCGUGCCCGGCGCCCUGCCCGCCCCCCCUCGCCACCGCCGGGGUGCCGCGCCGCCAACCGCCCCCUACCUCACGCGCUACCUCACGCAGCAGAUUGAUCACUUUGGAUUUGAUGAAAAUCUUACGUUCCAGCAGCGGUAUCUAGUAGCAGAUCAGCACUGGAAUAAAGACAAUGGACCAAUACUAUUUUACACAGGCAAUGAAGGAGACAUCACAUGGUUCUGCAACAAUACGGGUUUUAUGUGGGAUGUGGCCGAAGAACUUAAUGCCAUGUUAGUAUUUGCUGAACAUAGAUAUUACGGAGAAUCUUUGCCGUUUGGGAAUGAGUCUUUCAGUGAUUCCAAGCAUCUGAAUUACCUGACGUCAGAACAAGCUCUGGCAGACUUUGCAGUACUGAUUGAGUACUUAAAGACGACAAUUGCAGGAGCCCGUUACAGUCCUGUCAUAGCUAUAGGAGGAUCUUAUGGAGGAAUGCUUGCAGCCUGGUUUAGGAUGAAGUACCCCCACGUGGUAGUUGGAGCUCUGGCAGCCUCUGCCCCAAUCUGGCAGUUCGGUGAUUUGGUUCCAUGUGGUGCUUAUUUCAGCAUAGUGACUAAUGAUUUCAAAAAGAGUGGGACAGGCUGCUCAGAAAGCAUCCGGAAUUCCUGGAACGCCAUUAACCACCUUUCCUCAACAGAUGCUGGUUUACAGUGGCUUUCCAGUGCAUUUCGUUUGUGCAGCCCAUUAAAAAAUCUUCAGGAUGCUGCUAUAUUGAAAAAUUGGCUGAGUGAAACAUGGGUGAACUUGGCUAUGGUGAACUAUCCCUAUAAAGCUGACUUCUUACAGCCUCUGCCAGCUUGGCCUGUACAGGAAGUCUGCAAGUUCUUGAAGGAUCCCAGUCUCUCUGACAAAUUGUUGCUGCAGAAUGUUUUCCAGGCAGUAAACUUAUAUUACAAUUAUUCAGGAGAAGCCUCAUGCUUAGACAUGUCUGAGACUGCAACUAAGAAUCUAGGCCAGUUGGGUUGGUACUAUCAGGCUUGCACCGAGAUGGUGAUGCCCAUGUGCACAGAUGGUGUCAAUGACAUGUUCGAGCCUCAGAAAUGGGAUUUUGAUGCACUUUCAGAAGAGUGUUACAGGCUGUGGGGAGUAAGGCCUCGCCCCUCUUGGGUCCUCUCUAUGUAUGGAGGGAAGAACAUCAGUUCAUACAGCAACAUUGUCUUCAGCAACGGUGGCCUGGACCCAUGGUCUGCAGGUGGGGUGACCCAGAACAUCACCGAUUCCCUUGUGGCAAUUGUGAUCCCAGAUGGAGCCCAUCACCUGGACCUACGCAGCCACAACCCUUUGGACCCCAAAUCUGUGCAGCAAGCUCGAGCCUUGGAAAUCAGCUACAUGAAGCAGUGGAUUGAAAAGGCCAGGCACAGCUACUGAAGCGUUACUGCAGCUGCUGUGGCCACUGUACCCCUGCUGGCUUUGCUGGGAGCAGGGCCAGGCCUUAUCGCACAGUGCUCUGGACAUUUUGCUCCUGCUUCCUCACCUGUGUCGCAGUGCUAACUGUUUUGCUUGUGCCCAUGAGAGAAACAGGCAGCAGAUGGAUGGAGGGCAGCAUUCUCAGAUAAUAAAUUUGAAUCAAAGUGCAUGGGUUGAGCUGCCUGCUCUGGCUUGCUUUCCUCUUCUGCUCUUCGCAAAUGCUGUACCUCAUGGUAAAGAGGUCUUGUUCUAGGCAUGAUGCCUUCCUCGCUGCACUAGGUGAUUGUCCUGACUGCUGGUAUAUACAGUGGAUUAAAUGGCAGUGCUGUUGGUGAUGAAACCCCUGCUGCCUUCACUGGGAUUGAAUUUCAGACAUCCUCAGCUGGUGUAAACUGGCAUGGCAGGAUGGAAUUGAGUAACAGAAACCACAUCUUACUGUGGUGUUUGGAGAUGCAGGGAAGGCAUGGGGAAACUGGCUGUGCCAUUUGUAGAGAAACUAAACACCCCUUAUCCUUUGGAAUCAGUGCUGGAAAAUAAGUAAAUAUCUUUUCUUCUUCUCUCCCUAGUUUUCUGGCAGCUUAUUAAUCAAAGCUGCCUCAGGUGGCUUUUCCAUUCUGUACUGUACUGAAUGGUCAGGGCUGGGCCCAGACUCACUCUGCUGAUAACUGUCUGAGCAUGCACAGUCUGCAUCACUGUUUUAUUUCUUCCUUUGCUGUUUGUCCUAAUCCUGAAAUAUCUGUCAUCUGUGAUGAUGGUUGCCAAAGAAAACUCUGAGUAUAUUUUGUGUGCAUAUAUGUGUAUAUCCCCCCCAAACACUUGGCUUUUUCAAAUCAGAAAGCUUUCGAAGCUAUUCUCUUGAAGAGCAAAUGUGACACUUGUGCUGGCUAGAUCUUAUGAAGUGACAAAUAAUUGGGGCUGUGCCUUGUGUGGAUUCCCCUCUCCUCUCCAUUCUGUGUAUUGUUCAAAUUCUGCAUGAUCUGUUUGCUGAUGGCUCUUCAAUAAAAGCCUUUUAAAAAAAAAAAAAAUUGUUUGCAAGACAAACUAUUCAAAACACAGAAUGCAGCUAUCCUCUUGGAUCAGCCUAAAGCCUGAUGCUGAGCUCAACAAGCCAGGUGCACUGGGCUUUCUGUAAGGCUUCCAAACCAGACAAACUGCCCUGAUUCAUGAGACAGCAUAUUUGACAUUAAUAAAUGGCUGGGGCAGUCCCCUCGUUUUCCAGCUUUGGCUUCAUUCACACUGAAGCCCUUCUUCAGAAAGGAUUCUUUGCAGUUUAAAGGAUAACUCCAUUUCAGAAACACUCAGGCGAGGCUUCUUGUUUCCAGACUCUUAAAAUUCCAAUUCUGUUGAAAAGUUUUUUCAGCUUUGCUGAUAUGCCCGAUAGUUAUUUUCUUAGGAUACCAGGUGGCCUUUUCUGUUUCCAAUCUCCUCCCAUUCUCUGGGAACAAAGCAAACCCAACACUGAAACUUCAUUUUUUUUUUUUUUUUUUAAAACACUCCUGUGCAUCUUCUCACCAAUACAGUUCCUGGCAUUCCCUCAUGUGUUAAACAUAGCAUUUAUGUUCAGACUCUGCAAUCUGAACCUCUCAUGGUCUUGAGCCAGGUAAUUUCUUAAGAGACUAUAGAGAACAAAACCAGAGAAGAAUCACGGGGGGGAAAAGGAAGAGCUACAUCCAAUUUGCCUGAAACCUGUUGGCAAUCCCUUUUGCAAUAGUCCAAAUUUUUGGUGCUCUCCUGUAAGUACACUCCAGUGUCUUGCUUGUGUACUUUAUAAUGCCAUUUUGGCCUUGAAUUUUUUGAAACAAAUACAAAUUAUUGUUUUCUAAUCAAGUGAGUUACAGUCAAGUUUUUAGAAAUGCUAUUAAUCUUCUUACAUGUUAAUUGAUGUAUGGCAAUAUUCUGGUUUAAUGCAAGACAAUGAAUGGAAUCUGCAAGACUAAAUAGAAACUUGGGGGUCACAAAUAAUUCGUAACUGCAAGCAAGAGCCUGGUCUGACUACUCCCACUGAUUGCUCGGGGUGCUGCUCCAAGUGCAAAUUCUGGGGGAAAAAACACUUCUGUGUUGUAUGGAGAAGCAUGUUGGGAUAUUCAUGCAAUGGGCUGUGAAUGGUCCAAGUUCAGUCUCUAUAUAUAGUAAUAAAUAGUGAUCGGCUUGUCUCCUCUCUCUCCCUGCUAGCUAACUUACUGCCCCAGGAAACAGUUGCUGCUUUGUUGUUUGGAAAACAUUUUGUAGUUUCAAUCAGAAUAAGUAAUCUAAAGUUUCAUUCCUCUCCUCCCCCCCGCUUCAUAAGCAGAAAAAAAAUUGCCUUUAAUGAAACUUUUAAAAAAAACAAACCGUGCCAUUUUGAAUUUUGAGGAAACUGCAUUUUAAAAACAAAUUGUUCAGUGUUUUGUGUGUUGUGGUUUGGGGUUUUUGGAUAUUAGGUGUUUGGAAUUAGGUGAGUGGAUUUCUGUUAUUUUUAAUUGUUCUUCAUUUUCAAUUCUUUUCCUCUCUAGUAGUUGAAACUUUAGGUCUUAUUUACCUUAAGCAUUCAGACUUCAUCUUAAAAUUUAUGUAUACAUCUCUCUAUGCUACCAAGGGACCAUCUGUGGGGUUCGGCUGCCUUAUGUAAACGUUGGCUCUCCUGCUUGUUUCAUGCAGGUGAGAACAAAAUAAGCCAUGCGAAAAGGCUGAUUUCUCUUUCCAGGCGUAUGAUGAUGGGUCAUACUUCAUCUCAGGCUUAGGUAUGUCCUUGGCACGUGUCAUGAAUGAUUGGAAUUUAAAUGUCUGUUUCCUACUCAUUGGGGCAAAAUGCAGAAGGAAAAAGAAUGAAUGAUUUCCCCAAAGUGUGAAUCUUAGUAGUGAAACUGCAGUUUUGUAUCAAUAAAAAUGCGUUGAAAUAAUGAAA